AUUGGAGGAGACGAAUCCAUCUGUAUGCAGUUCACAGCGUUUCCGUCGGUCGGAGUAUCCUGCCGUUUUCUUAAGAAACUUGGAAACUGUACACGAUGGAUGAAUGCUAAAACCGCCUCAGAUCCCCAUACUUUUUCUUUCUUUUCCUUUUUCCUCUUCUUUCCUUAAAGGCGUUUCAAACGUUUUUGUCUCAGGAAACUAGCGCUUUACUUUUACAGAAACAACGUCCUGAGAAGCAUCAUCAUGAGUGUACUGCCUCCUGUACGAAAAGACCGCAUAAUAGGCCAGCUUCCUAAGUGCUUCAAUAAAGGUGCUGCUUUGAACACAGAGGAUGAAUUCCACAGCAAGGUGAAGACGGCCUGUCAGCAGCAGAGGACAGGAACUGUGGGUAGGUUUAAGAUCUCCAAGGUCAUUGUAGUAGGAGAUCUGGCGGUGGGGAAAACCUGUUUGAUUAAUAGAUUUUGUAAAGAUGUCUUUGAUAAAAAUUACAAGGCCACCAUUGGUGUGGAUUUUGAAAUGGAGAGGUUUGAAGUUCUUGGGGUGCCUUUCAGUUUACAACUGUGGGACACUGCAGGACAGGAGAGAUUUAAAUGCAUUGCCUCUACAUACUACAGAGGAGCUCAGGCUGUAAUCAUUGUGUUUGAUUUGACUGAUGUGGCAUCACUGGAACAUACAAGGCAGUGGCUGGAGGAUGCAAUGAAAGAGAAUGAUCCUACCAGUGUAUUACUCUUCUUAGUUGGCACAAAGAAAGAUCUGAGUUCUCCUGCACAGUAUACACUAAUUGAGCAGGACGCCAUUAAACUGGCAGAUCAGAUGAAAGCAGAGUACUGGGCUGUGUCUGCUUUGUCUGGAGAGAAUGUGAGAGAGUUUUUCUUUAGAGUGGCAUCUUUAACAUUUGAGGCCAAUGUGCUGGCAGAACUGGAGAAAAGUGGAUCUAGACGUAUUGGGGAAGUUGUUCAAAUCAACAGCAACUCAAAUAACCUGUAUGCAACCUCCAAGAAGAAACAGACCAACUGUUGUCAGUAAAGACUGAGUGUGUGAAAAUGCAAACAUUUGCACCAACAUAUAAUGGUACCAAAGCAAAA
Labeo rohita (rohu) is the source of this 1085-nucleotide messenger RNA. RefSeq names its product RAB34, member RAS oncogene family a (gene rab34a). Gene Ontology annotation, biological process: phagosome-lysosome fusion; endocytosis. NCBI's taxonomy places the organism in Eukaryota, Metazoa, Chordata, Actinopteri, Cypriniformes, Cyprinidae. The transcript has 11 exons. The record is from RefSeq and is a predicted model, not a curated record. Gene Ontology annotation, molecular function: GTP binding; GTPase activity. The coding region runs from base 244 to 1026 and encodes 260 amino acids.